This is a messenger RNA of Paramuricea clavata, 480 nucleotides long. The record is from the annotation of a GenBank genome assembly. Lineage: Eukaryota; Metazoa; Cnidaria; Anthozoa; Malacalcyonacea; Plexauridae.
AUGGAUAUAGAAGUUGGUGAGGAAGAAGGAAGAGUUGGUGAUGAAGUAAGGAAGGUUGGAGACGAAGAAGGAGGACCUGGCGGCGAAGAACGAAACCCUGGCGGUGAAGGGCGAAGUCCUGGCGGCGAAAGGCAAAGUCCUGGCGGUGACGCAGCUGAGGGUGGCGAACGGAGCCACGAAAUUGUGAUUGAAAGAGCGGGGGAAGAAAUGCAAACGGCUGGAAGAUCGUGGGCAGAUAUUGUUGGUUCGCAGAAUUUAAGUCAAGGAGCUGUACCGUUACCACAUGCUCAGUUUGGAGCUAGGUUUGCUGGACCCAACUCCGUUGUGUUGCAUACUCAAGCGUUUAAGGAUAUUACAGUGCGUGAGGUCAUGGAUGCCGUUUUAAAAUGUGUGAGACAAGAUACAAUUAAAUAUGUGCAACAAGUUCCUGGACCUCGGUAUCGUUUGACUUUUCGCUCGAGUUAUUGCUCAAGAGCUUGA